AUGAAACUCUCCGAAUUAUUAAAUCCUUACUCAAAAAAUAAAAGAUGCUAUUGCUUUGAAAUUUUGGAACAUUUGAAAUAUGCUAAGAAGUUCAAUAAGCCAAACAGAUUUUCAUAUAGAAAUCAUCUGCCGAAUCACACCAUAAUCACGAGUAUUACUUUGAAAUCGAAGAAACCCUUUAUCGACUCCCAUUGCCAUCUGGAUUUUCUUUUUCAAAGACAAAAGUUUUCUGGAACAUAUGCCGAAUAUCAAACCAAACAUAAAAAAACUUUUCCUCUGAACUAUCAAGGUUGUAUUGCCGUCUUUUGCAAGCCUUCAACAUUUUCUGAAAAAUCUGAAUGGCAGAAAUAUCUGGAAGAGGAAAACGUUUGGGGUGCUUUUGGCUGCCAUCCUCAUAAUGCUGCAGAUUAUAAUGACAGUGUAGAGGAAGCUCUCAAACUCGCUCUUUCGCAUCCGAAAGUACGAGCUUUAGGAGAAAUAGGCCUCGAUUAUUCGGAAAGAAAUAAAUGCCGUAAAGAAGUUCAGCAUGAAGUUUUUAGGCGCCAGUUGAAGAUUGCUUAUGAGAACCGUCAAAGUUUGAUAAUUCACUGUAGAGAUGCCAAUGAAGAUUGCAUGAAGAUUUUACAAGAACUUCUUCCAGAAGAUUAUACUUUUCAUUUGCAUUGCUUUACUGAGAACUGGAAGUGGGCACAAAAAUGGCUGGAAGCCUUCCCUAAUGUGUAUAUAGGAAUAACUAAUCUUGUCACCUAUGGCUCAGCGAAACCAACCCAUGAAGUUGCUAAAAGUAUCCCAUUGAAUCAUCUACUUCUAGAAACAGAUGCCCCUUAUUUCCUCCCUAGAAAGAUUUCUAAAAAAAUUAAAUGGUCUCAUCCUGGCAUGGCUAUUUAUGUAGCUGCUCAGAUUGCUGCUCUUAGGAAUAUAACACUGGAAGAAGUUCUUGAUUGGACUUAUAAAAACACUCGAAAAAUGUAUAAAAUAUAA
Argiope bruennichi is the source of this 981-nucleotide messenger RNA. RefSeq names its product putative deoxyribonuclease TATDN2. The transcript is spliced from 5 exons. Bases 1 to 981 code for a protein of 326 amino acids. The record is from RefSeq and is a predicted model, not a curated record. NCBI's taxonomy places the organism in Eukaryota, Metazoa, Arthropoda, Arachnida, Araneae, Araneidae. Gene Ontology annotation, molecular function: hydrolase activity, acting on ester bonds.